Messenger RNA from Astrephomene gubernaculifera, 548 nucleotides. The record is from the annotation of a GenBank genome assembly. NCBI's taxonomy places the organism in Eukaryota, Viridiplantae, Chlorophyta, Chlorophyceae, Chlamydomonadales, Astrephomenaceae.
GGCUGCAAGCGAACCAGAAAUAUUUUGUGAACUGUUAUGAGGAAGGCGAUGUUGCUAUCAUCUUGAAACCCUUGCUGCACCCGCGGCUUAUUAUUAAGCGCUUCGUUAUCGCGAGCAAAUUACAAUGAACCUAGUGCAGACAAAUCUGUUGAGGGAAAUAGCUGCCGAGGUUAAAUCUCAUGGCGGUCCGGUGCAGUUCAAGGCGCAUGCGCUUAAGCAUCUUGAGUUACGGACUGUGCUGAAGGAAAGCCAUGGCUCGCCCAUUGUCGACCUGGCCUUCAACACGAUGGACCCGGAGCACCACAACCUCUUCGCAUCGGUCGGCAAGGAUCAGGCCACCAUCUACGAUGACGCGCACAUGGGGGACUUCCUGGGUGUGGUUGUGCAGCUGGUCAACCAGCCCUCGGAGCACCACAAGGGAGGGGAGCUGAGCUGCUGCGCCUGGGUGCAGAUGAGCGGCCUGUCCCGACACGAGCUGGGGGAUGCAUGUCUGGCGGUCUCCGGUCCCGAGGGAGUUAUCCAGGUGAUCAGUGUGGUGGAGGCGAGGG